AUGGACAUUGACCUGCUCAAUCCCGACGUCAAGGAGGAGAGGUCGAAGCACAAGCUGAAGCGCAUGAUCCAGUCUCCGAACAGCUUCUUCAUGGACGUGAAGUGCCCUGGCUGCUUGCAGAUUACCACCGUCUUCAGUCACGCUCAGACCGUCGUGCUCUGUGGAAACUGCAACGUGAUGCUUUGCCAGCCCACAGGCGGUCUGGCCCGACUCACAGAGCCUUGGAAAGGAGGGCUGCUCUUUCCGAAAGAAGGCAGACUGAUGGGGCUUGCCAGGGAGCUGAAGGUUGAGCUGAUCAG
This is a messenger RNA of Symbiodinium natans, 299 nucleotides long. NCBI's taxonomy places the organism in Eukaryota, Dinophyceae, Suessiales, Symbiodiniaceae. The record is from the annotation of a GenBank genome assembly.